Procambarus clarkii (red swamp crayfish) is the source of this 2394-nucleotide messenger RNA. Its product is annotated as endonuclease 8-like 1. Gene Ontology annotation, cellular component: nucleus. NCBI's taxonomy places the organism in Eukaryota, Metazoa, Arthropoda, Malacostraca, Decapoda, Cambaridae. The record is from RefSeq and is a predicted model, not a curated record. Gene Ontology annotation, molecular function: DNA-(apurinic or apyrimidinic site) endonuclease activity; nucleic acid binding; DNA N-glycosylase activity. Gene Ontology annotation, biological process: base-excision repair.
AAUGCGAGCGAGAAAGCCAAGUCAGUGAGCUUACAAACUGCAUCUACUAUAAAGAGCAAGUAGGCGAGCCAAGGAUCUAAUUUAACUACAUAAGGUGAGCCAAAAAAGCUAAUAUAAUCACGGGAGAUGAGCCAAGACGCUAAUUUAGUCACGGGAGGUGAGCCAAGAAGUUAAUUUAGCCAAAUGAGGUGAACCAACUCAGCCAAGGAGCUAGAUUAGCACUUCUGGUGAGCCAAGAAUCUAAAUUUGAUGCUUAUAUUGAGCAAAGUUCAGCAAUGUGAGCCAAGGAACUAAGUUACAUAAAGGAAGCUUGGUGACUUAGCGCAAGCUGGCUAAGGAUCGUCACUUUGCAGCAUGCCUGAAGGACCAGAAUUAUUCCUGGCAUCGAUUUUCAUCAAUACUGUAAGUCAGGAGAGACUUUAUGGAGGGCGAGUUGUGAAGUCGGAAGUGUCAACCAGGAACCCUGAGGUGGCAUGGGAGGCCGCCGAGUACAACUUGCACGCUGUGGCCCGAGGCAAGGAGCUGAAGGUGACGCUGUGUGAAGGAGCGAAAGAUCAGAAAGGUGGAAAAGCUCUGGAUAUUGUCUUCCGGUUUGGAAUGUCGGGCUCCUUCAAGUUCACACCGGUUGAUGAUAUGCCCAAACAUGCCCAUUUAAGGUUCUACACCAUUAAUGAAGAAAUCCCAAUGGUGCUGAGUUUUGUUGAUUAUCGUCGCUUUGGUCGCUGGGAAGUUGGAGGCACUUGGGGUCGUGACCGAGGUCCGGACCCAGUGUGGGAAUAUGAGAGUUUUAGAGAAAAUAUUAUGGCAAAUCUUGACUCAUCAGUGUUUAAAAAGCCUAUUUGUGAAGCAAUGUUGGAUCAGAAGUAUUUUAAUGGCAUUGGCAACUACUUGAGAGCAGAAAUUUUAUACAGAGGCAACAUUCGUCCCUUUGAUGAGGCAAGGGAAGUACUGAGUGAGUUAAAGCCUUUCAGCAAGUGGAAUACAGUGCAAACCAAACAAGAGAAAGAUGAUAUGUGUGAAGUUAAGCCUGACUUUCUGGAUCUUUGUUGCAUUUUGCCUAAAGAAGUGAUCCACCUUAGUGGAGGUGGAAAAGGCUAUAAUGUUGAUCCUGAUGCUGAUGACAACGAAUACAAGGAAUUUCGGGCCUGGCUGCAGUGUUAUUAUCAGGAUGGAAUGAGAAAUCUGGUUGAUCACAACGGUCGCACCAUGUGGUUUUCUGGAGAGCCCGGGCGUCUAGCUCCCAAAGAUGUAUCUUCAAGAGGUAAAGUUAAAAGAAAGAUGAUAAAGAAAAACGAACAGCAGGAAAGUGGGGUGGAAGUGCCAAAUACAAUAGCUGAGAAAAAGGGAAGACGUAAAGCUAAGCAAGCAAAGCAUGAAGCAGGAGAGGAGAAAAUGCAAGUAAAUAUUAACAAAGCAUCUCGGAAACAACCAAAAGAAGCUGCAAAAGAAGACUCGUGUUCCGAGCCUACAUUGUCAUCAAGACUGCGAAAUAAGUGGAGCAAGUUACAGGAAUCCACAACAGCUACUGAUAUAGUUAAGAAAAAACUAGCGAAAAGAGUAAAUAAAACAGCUUCCAGGACCACAAAAAUUGACAAGGCAUAUGCAGGUCCCAUUUUACGGUCUUCUGGACAGAAAAUGUCUCUGUAGAAUAAAAAUACAUUUUGAUAGCUUCAAUGUAAAUAUUUAAGAUUUUUAUUAUAUUACAAUUACAAAAGAAUACUGUUCAUUAAUGUUAGGCUUUAUAUAUAAUGUAAAAGUAAUUUCUUAAACUAUUUUUUAUAUUUUAUGUAACAAGCUUGAGUACACAGCAGUGUGCUGUUAUCCUGUUGUGUGUGAGGGAUUACCAAGAGUAGGUCAUGGGUUUCUGUAAUUACAGAGUAGAUCAAGAUCUGGCUAUGAGUUUCUCUAAUUACAGAGUAGAUCAAGAGCUGGCUAUGAGUUCUUUUAUUUACAGAGUAGAUCAAGAGCUGGCUAUGAGUUCCUCUAUUUACAGAGUAGAUCAAGAGCUGGCUAUGAAUUCCUCUAUUUACAGAGUAGAUCAAGAGCUGGCUAUGAAUUCCUCUAACAGCUCCAUCUCACAGAAUGGUUAGUCAGACAUGGAGUCAUGAUAAAACAUGAGAUGAGCUUAACUAAGGAGCUGGAUAAAAGCUGAAGUUUUGUUUUCUUUCUUACUCUACUGUCUCUUGCAAUGUAUUUCUCAAAUUUCUUUUCUAUAAAAUAGCUUUAUUUACUUUGGUAAAAUAUGUCUUAAAAAUGUAAUUUUAUAAACUGGAAUGCAGAAGUUCAGAGAAUAUGGUAAUGUUAUUUAAGACUAAAUAAUGGUCUGUAUUCAAAUAGAGGAUAAUUAUAUUUUAUUGGAAAAUUUGGGGGAUUAAAUAAAUGACUUUUUUGUAA